Seriola aureovittata is the source of this 2327-nucleotide messenger RNA. RefSeq names its product angiopoietin-like 6 (gene angptl6). NCBI's taxonomy places the organism in Eukaryota, Metazoa, Chordata, Actinopteri, Carangiformes, Carangidae. Bases 435 to 1904 code for a protein of 489 amino acids. The record is from RefSeq and is a predicted model, not a curated record. The transcript has 7 exons.
GGGAGUAGACAUCCUGGGACUCCUGCAAUGAGCACCCAGAUAAACAAGUACUGGGAGGCGGUGCCAUUUGGGUGGUUUGUAAUUAGUGUGUCCUUCUUUAGAGAUCCUGGGACAGAAUUCCAGGAGAAGAGUAGGUUGUCUAGCUAUUGACUAAACUUUGAUGUUACUCAGUUUUUUCCUUUUUUUUUCUUAAAAUUAAUUUGUGACCCCAAUUUCUCUGCCUGCAGCUUCGCUUAAACAUUUACAGAACACCACAGACGACUUUUUAUUUUUAUGUAACUGUGAAUGAUCUAUGAACAUGUGAUUUUUAAAAUGCGUUAGCAUUGACUUUACAUCUGUGGGUCCUGGAGGCUGCCGCUACACUUUGGAACAGAGCAAAGACGUUCAAAACACCUUCCAGCUGCCACACGUGUCCUCAGAAGUAGAACAAAUUCAUGGAGAAGAGACUGACAAUAGGUCUGACUCUGUUCCUAACACUCUGCCUGGACAUACCAGAGGUUGGAGGGCGGAAGGAUGGAGCCAAUGGAGAAAACACUCAGAAACGUUCAUCACGAUCUUCAGAUACAAAAGGAGGUCGUUGCUCCUACACCUUCAUUGUUCCACAGCAAAAACUGACAGGGGCGCUGUGUUUGAACACGCAGUCUGCUAGUACCAACCACUCUGAGGUGGCAGUGCUGCGGGCGGAGCUCAGACGACAGCAGGAACAGCUGGAGAAGCUCCGGGGCCAGAUGGAUCAGGAGGGGGCCCUUGCCUUGGAGGUAAGAGCACUGCGCAAAGAGAGUAAUAGUAUGAAUUCUCGCUUUGCCCAGCUCUAUGCCCAGCUGCUACACGAAGUCAUACAAAAAAAAGACCAGGCUUUGGAGCAGCGAAGAGUGGAGAACCUCAUGCUGAAUGCUACGACACAGGCACUGCAGGUGUCCAGUAAUUACAGGGAGCUGGAGAAGAAAUAUGGAGCCCUUACCUCCAUGAUGAGCUCCCAGAAUCAGUUUAUUGCUCGUCUGGAGAAGCAGUGCCAGUGCAGGGACUCCACCCACCAGUCCUCUGUGGUGAUGACUGAACCAGCAAAAAGCCACUCUAAUGUGCAUCCUAAUUACAGCUCUGAAGCCAACGAAAUGACCAAUGACGUUCAAAGGGACCAAAGUGUUCCUCCACAACAGCAGGAAAAAACAGGGGGAGUUCAUUCCCUCCCCACCACCACAGCUAACACUCCUACAGAGCCUCCUUUCAUUAGUUACCCUGUCACAAAGACUCCAGGGCCAUGGCGGGACUGCCAGCAUGUGCUGGAAUCAGGUGAGACCACCAGCGGGAUCUACCUGCUCCGCCCGCAGAGUGCUAACCGCCUAAUGCAGGCUUGGUGUGAUCAGAGUCAGGCUCAAGGAGGGUGGACGGUCAUCCAGCGAAGACAGGAUGGGUCGGUCAACUUCUUCAGGACUUGGGAGCAAUAUAAGCAAGGCUUUGGGAACCUAGAUGGGGAGUAUUGGCUUGGCUUGGAACAUCUCUACUGGCUGACUAAACAGGCCCAAUAUAAGCUACGGGUUGCUCUGGAGGACUGGCAGGGCCGGCAGGUGUUUGCUGAGUAUGAUAGCUUCCACCUGGAACCGGAGACUGACUGGUAUCGACUGCGGUUAGGACAAUACCUAGGCAAUGCAGGGGACUCCCUCUCAUGGCACAACAACAAGGCCUUCACCACUCUGGAUCGAGACAAGGAUAGCUAUACAGGUAAUUGUGCUCAUUACCAGAAAGGAGGCUGGUGGUACCACAUGUGUGCCCACUCCAAUCUGAAUGGUGUGUGGUAUCGGGGGGGACACUAUCGCAGCCGCUACCAGGACGGGGUCUACUGGGCAGAGUUCCACGGAGGGUCCUACUCCCUCAAACGAGUUUCAAUGAUGAUCAAACCUAGAUAACAUUUGGGUUGAGGACAUGUGAGAAAGAAACAUGAUGUGAAUGAUAUUAGGAUAUUAAACAAUGUGAAAGUGUCUGUUUAAGAAAAUGUGUCUCCACAUAUGUAACUGAGUUUUUAUAGCAUGUGAUUGCACAUGCUAUAAAUAAACAAACAUAGUUAUGCACUGCAACUCAAGAGAACACAUACAAAUACACAAACGCGCUGCAAAUUCAGAGAUUAUCUUCAUCAGUUUGACAACACAUGCCCUGCAAAUUCAGUCAACACAACGAUAGUGAUUCAAGGGGACACUAAAAAAUGAUGAACCUGGCUGGGACUUGUUGUUCAAAGCCCAUUUGUGACUUUUGAAGUUUAAACCCUUAAAUAACAAGUGCAUCUUAGCCAUGUUCGUCUCUUUUUUUCUUUUUGAUUUAUUCUUUGCCCUAAU